Molecule: messenger RNA, 2843 nt
Organism: Phycodurus eques (leafy seadragon)
Lineage: Eukaryota; Metazoa; Chordata; Actinopteri; Syngnathiformes; Syngnathidae
Gene: faap100
Product: FA core complex associated protein 100
Exons: 8
Coding region: 106-2631 (841 amino acids)
Biological process (GO): interstrand cross-link repair
Cellular component (GO): nucleoplasm; Fanconi anaemia nuclear complex
Source: RefSeq, a predicted model, not a curated record
AUCCAGCGUCCAAUGAUGACACCCGCAGCAGCACGAAAUAUGUAUUUUACUCCACAUUUGACAUUGAAGUUGAUUCCACACGUUUAAUACCAUUUGCCGGUGGCUAUGGAAGGAAGGUGUGUGGUUGAGACGCUGACAGAGUUUGGCUUUUCGUCGGAGUCAUGCAGCCUGAGAGUGGGAGCCGAUGUGUUCCUCUCCACUGGAAGCGACGAGGUUUAUGUCUUCAGCGACCAAAACAGAGAGUUAAAGGCCAUCAUCCUCUUUCCUGGUCCUGUGAGGGACCUGGUCAUGAAUGAAGACAAGCAGACCCUCUAUGUGGCCUGCUGCAGUGGUGUUUACUGCAUCGGUUUGUCAUCUUUGCCGCCCAGGGUUCAAAGCUCCAGAGCGUCCUCUAUUGUGCCUCAUAUGAAAAUAUCUGGCGAGCAUCUGGUUAUCAGAGAAGAGGGAGUAUUAGCCCUACUCUUGGUCAACUCUGUGCUCCUGAACCUUAGGCUGACAAAGACAUCCUGGCUGUUGACACGCUACAAAAUAGCCGAAGAGUCAAUAUUGGGCAGCUAUGAAAGACUUGGCUCAUGUAAAGCGCCAGUGGUGUCAGACUCAGGGCAUCAUAUCACAGAUGAGCGGAGCGAGAGGAGGCCAGUGCUGUUUUGUGUCCACUCUGCAGCUGCACCGUCCUCAUCAAGCUUACCAAGUGGUCACGUCUGCCUUGAGCCGGUCCUCUUUAAAGUCCUAUUCGGGAUUGACGCAGCCUUAGCCAAAUCACCGGUUAUCUUUUGCGGUCUGCCGGACGGCCGUCUGUGUUUCGCCGCUCAACGUCUACCGGGAUCACAGCUCAGAGUCCUUCACAGCCUCGAGCAACCUGUUGUGUUUGUCGGUGCCUCUGCUGGGACUCGAACAGAUCCUGCGGAAUGUUUGGUUGCGCUGGGCGAACAAGGUAAAGUUGUGCUGGUCACAUCCAAGCGAGCAGGACCGGAAGGAGGAGGCAUCACAGCUGCUUUUACCGAGGUGUGUGUGCCCGGACCUGUGGUGUGUGCCUGUCUCGAUAAACGUUGCCUGUACUACAGCACUGGUUCGGACCUGCUGGUACUGGAUCUGUCACAGGCCUCCGCCGGAGGAUCCGAGGCGGCAAAGGGGCAGGCAGGGUCUCAGAAAAGUGCUGCUGCGCCUCAGAAUGUCAUCAGUUUAAAUGUGUGUAGAGUCAUUGCCUUGACAAAACAUGCAUGGAACACCGACGGUAGCGUUCAGCUGCUGGGACUGUCCUGCAGGGGGCAGCUCCAGAGGAUUAGUUUGCCUGUUGGGUUGCAAGAUGGCGGUUCGUCUCAGCCUCCUUCUUCACAUGUUGGUCGCAGCAUCAGAGAUGUCCUGUCAGCUAUUGGAGACGUUUAUGAAAGAUCAUCAGUGCUGGAAGCGUCAAUCAAAUCCAGAAACCAAACACUUAAACACUUGAAUCAGGUGCUCAACAUCAGCUUCUUAUUGAACACCGAAGCAGACGGCAGGACGCUCGCGCCCGUUCAGGAGAAACCAAUUCGUUGUCACGCCACUGCCAGCUGGAGCACAUUGCUUCAGAAAGACUCUUUGAACUUGAAAUGCGUUCUGGAUAAUGGAAGUUCUUAUGUUCUGGAGCGAGGAUGGACACUAAACAUCACAGCGUUCCCUAUGUGCGACUCCCCCGAGGGGGAAAGCUGCUCCAAACAUUAUUCAUUCCCAUUCCAUAAUCUUCACCCAGGGGAGAAACUGGAGAUUUUCGUGCCACUGGCUACAGCAGGAGACUUGUCGGUCCCUUGUAGUGUUUCCUGCUCUCUCACGUUCUCAUUUUCAGGUCUCCUCGGAGAGGAGGCAGUGACAGAACUGCCACAGGGUGGUCUUGUCAGUUUGCCGUUGAACACACUGAUGGUGGAUUGGUUACACGUUCUGCGGGUGCUCAGUCCAGCAGACGCUAAGAGAAACGCCACAUCUCAACCUUACGACGUCACCGUGGCGGACACCAUCCGAGCUUUUUUGAAAUCAGGCUGCGGCGUAGAAAGGGACGCAGGGAACGAGCAGCAUUCUGCAACCAUUAAGGUGUCAUCUCAGUUACUGAGGGACAUGUUGAAACCUUCAGAGGGAAGCCCUGAGGAAUCCGAAGCGAUGUCUCCUAAUGUGUGCAUCUCACUGCUGGACUGGCUCCUCUGUGAAGGCCACGGAGGGGUGAAGAUGCAAGGAGACAAGAUGGCGCUCACCAGCCCAGUGGUCCAUGCUCGAGCUCCCAACGGGCACAUGAUAAAGCUCACGGCAAAAGAGGUUAACCGAGCACAGGACCGUGCUGUGGAGCAGGAGGAGCCCCUGGCCAUCGUGGAAGUUCAGAUUGAGAGCUCCUCAUUGGCAGAUGUUUGUGGAACGCAUCAUGCAGUCCUGCGGAGAGUACAGAAUUUAUUGCAGAAGGCACCUGACAAGCCUUCUUCCACAAUCAAGAUGCAGAGUUUAUGUGUGAGAGAGGCUCUACAGCGUGCAGAGAAACUGUUACGGCAGCUCCGGCAAAGUCGAAUCUCCUGCACCUUUGGUGAGGGUGUGUCCAUGGGCAAGGUGACAUCAUGUCUUCUCAAUGUGUAUGAAGAACUCAGAGGAAAUGAAAAUUCUCUGCUUAUUAUUUAACAUCUGUCCCAGCAGAGCCGACGCACUGUGCCUUUUAUAUAUAUAUACACACACACACACACACACACACACACACACACACACACACACACACACACACACACACACACGCACACGCAGAUGAGUGUGGGAAGAAUUUGUGGCUUGACUUAUUAUAUUACAGCUUAUCUGUAAGUAAGCAAUUAUUUGGUUCUGGACUUGUGACCUUACAA